UCGAAUUUUUAUCUGUAUCGAUCUAGAGAGAGAGAGAGAGAGAGAGAUGAGGCAGAGGAAGGUGCGGCAACAGGUCUCAGAAACCCUAGCGAAGGAAUCUACAGAAGACGAUGGAGAAAUUAUCAAAGGGUUCUUCGCUUGCUAUCUAUUGGUCUCCCUCAACCCGCGUCACAAAAGCCAGACAUAUAUCGGAUUCACCGUGAAUCCACGGCGUCGUAUUAGGCAACACAACGGCGAGAUCGGCUGUGGUGCUUGGCGAACCAAGAAGAGACGCCCAUGGGAGAUGGUCUUCUGCAUCUAUGGUUUUCCUACUAACGUUUCUGCUCUACAGUUUGAGUGGGCUUGGCAGCACCCGACAGAAUCCUUGGCAGUAAGGAAGGCGGCUGCAAGCUUUAAAUCACUGUCUGGAAUGGCCAAUAAGAUUAAACUUGCAUACACGAUGCUUACACUCCCAUCUUGGCAGAGUAUGAAAAUCACCGUAAACUUUUUCUCAACAAAGUACACAAAACAUUCUGCUGGCUGUCCAAGCUUGCCAGGACACAUGAGGGUUAAAGUUUGCCCCAUGGAUGAGCUUCCUUGCUAUGUUGAAUGGGAUGGAAGCUUGAAUGAAAACGAAGAUGAAUGGGAUAAUGAAGAGUUGGAUGGAGGAGCUUGUGAUGCCAGUAAAUUUUCAGAAGACACAUCUUCAGAUUCUAUACAGGAAAACUCUGAAGAACAUGAUCACAACGGUUUUGAGAAGAUUAUCAGUGAACUGUGUGAAUCGAUUAGCGAAGGAGAAGAUUGUACAGAACUGUCUAGCUUUUCAGAAUUGAAUGGGAGACCAUCCUCAAAUGUUUGCGGUAGCUCAUUUACAAGAGAAGAUAUUGCUGAAGAUACAGUUUCGUCUACGUUUAUCAAACACAACAAUUUUGAAUUGAAACGAUCAGCAAUGGAAGAUAAUGACCAACCACCAAGCAAGCGUUAUAUUGUGCCUAGCGAAGUAGAGGUGAUAGAUGUGACGACUCCAUCUCCAGUUGUAUGCAGAAGUAGUUUGUGGGGCAAUAACUUCUGUCAAAGAGCGAGGAAUAAAGAGCACCAUACUCUACCUAGUGAAGCAGAGGUUAUAGAUUUAACGAGUCCAUCUCCUCUGCGUAGAAGCAGUUUGUUUGUGGGUUAGUUUGAUUGACUAAGACUUUACCUAAAAAGUCAUUAGAUUGGAAAUGAAUCGUUGUAGCAUAAUAAGACAGAGAUCCCAACAUAUAUUCCCUUGUUUGUUAUGGGGGUGUUGUUGUAGAAAAUGCUUGUUUUCUGUGUAAUAAUAUUAUGAUUCCUUGUGUUGAACAUUUUAUUUUAUGAAAAAGCAGUAUUCUAGCGAA
Humulus lupulus (European hop) is the source of this 1355-nucleotide messenger RNA. RefSeq names its product structure-specific endonuclease subunit SLX1. Bases 47 to 1156 code for a protein of 369 amino acids. NCBI's taxonomy places the organism in Eukaryota, Viridiplantae, Streptophyta, Magnoliopsida, Rosales, Cannabaceae. Gene Ontology annotation, biological process: double-strand break repair via homologous recombination. The record is from RefSeq and is a predicted model, not a curated record. Gene Ontology annotation, cellular component: Slx1-Slx4 complex. The transcript is spliced from 4 exons. Gene Ontology annotation, molecular function: 5'-flap endonuclease activity; crossover junction DNA endonuclease activity.